Molecule: messenger RNA, 1703 nt
Organism: Aegilops tauschii subsp. strangulata
Lineage: Eukaryota; Viridiplantae; Streptophyta; Magnoliopsida; Poales; Poaceae
Source: RefSeq, a predicted model, not a curated record
CCUUUCUCCUCGUUGUCUCGCCCGAUGGAGAGAGAGAGAGAGAGCGAGAGCUCGCCACCUCCCUUCCAGAUCGCCGCCGCCACCUACCUCUGGCGAAGCUCGCCGCCGUCCAUGGCCUCCCCCACGCCCUACUCCUCUCACCCCUCCCCUUCCCCCACCCAUAAUUCUUCCUCCCCCAGCCCCGACCACCCCCCUUCCGCCACCCCCGCCUGCUCCGCCUAAUCCACCGCUGCCCCCGACGCCAUGGCGGACGCCGACAGCAGCAGCAACCCGCUGCUCGCCGACUUCGACUUCCCGCCCUUCGACCGCGUCGAGCCCGCACAACUCUCUAUCUCUUCCAUUCCCCUCCUGAUUCAUGCCCAUCCCACGGCGCCGCCGCCGCCCACCACCCCCAACCCGGCGAUCCCCUACAUCCAUCGCCUGCACCUUCUCUCCUAGUCCCAGAUCGACCCGGCGGCCAGGACCCACCCGAAGCGACGAAGGUCGGCUGCGUCGCCCCGCCACCGCCGCCUUCCUUCCUCCCUCGGGGCGCUCGAAGAUCCUGUGCUCGCUGCGCCUCCUCUGCCUCGACCUUCUCCAAGCCAUCCAUGGAGCUCCAUCGUCAAGGAGAAGAAGAAAAAAAACCUAGCUAGGCCUGGAGGAUGUGUUGGAUUGGAGAACCACCCGAGCAGGGAGGGAGGAAGCAAGGAAGGUCACCAUGGACCUCGCCCAACUCCCACCCAUCUUCCUGCCUACAGCUGCAGGUCGCGGCGACCACCAAGAAGACACCCAACUCCCGCAUCCCGAACUACCUGAGCCUGACGUCGCAGCUGCUGUGUCAAGUCCACAACAUCACCAUGCAUGUAGGUGUACUUGGUUCAUCUUCAGGUUUUCAGGUGUAGGGGAGUUCCGAAAAUGCCAGACUCCAGCGGCAACGGCAUGCACCACGACAAGGAUGAUGGCCUCUUCACCGACUCUGGCCCCGUCCUCCCCGACGCCUGGUCGUGGCCCUGUGCACGGCGGAUGCGGCUUGGUCGCUUCCUCCGGGAACCCUAUCCCCUCGAUCUUUUUGCGACGGCGAGCACAUCCACCAGAUUCGCCGGCGGGCAUCAAGGCCGUGGCUUGGACCUUGCCGCCCUCUACCAAGGAAGGAGUGAGCUCGCGCAGAUGGCGGCGGCCGUGCUCCACUAGCUAUUUUGUGGUUCCUGCAAUCAGGGGAGUUCCUCUCAAGACAGUGCCCUCCCCCUUCUGCUUCUUCUACUACCUACUGUUGCUGCUGUUGCUGAUUGGUCUAUGCAUGGUACAGUGGAUACAACAUGAUGCUUCUGCUGCCAUAACUUGUUUUCUUGUCUACCAUCCAGGUACAAUGGGAGCAAGCUCAUCCUCCUCAAUCCCUAGCUACUGCACGACUGCCGGGGUGCAUACUCCCUACAGUUUCUGGAGCAUCUCGACCUCUUAUUGUAGUAGCUGUGCGAAUCAAAGUCUGAAGCUGUGAAGCAUAUCAACAAACGGUAGCAUAUUAUGUGUUGUAAUUGUAGGCAGUAGUAGGCAUAUCUGGCUUGUAGUAUACUGUAAUGAUUGUAAUAGACCAAUGUAGUGUUGCUUUGGAUGAAUUUCGUUUGCUCUCUGGUCUGAUAAUUAUUGUGUAUGUGAUUUGAUUACCUGUGAAAUGAUAUAAUGGUUGUUUGGCAAAGUUCGAAAUUUUUGAUGUGUGGGACCAAUUU